Molecule: messenger RNA, 1693 nt
Organism: Acanthopagrus latus (yellowfin seabream)
Lineage: Eukaryota; Metazoa; Chordata; Actinopteri; Spariformes; Sparidae
Product: mitochondrial carnitine/acylcarnitine carrier protein
Exons: 9
Coding region: 137-1036 (299 amino acids)
Biological process (GO): mitochondrial transport; carnitine transmembrane transport
Cellular component (GO): mitochondrial envelope
Molecular function (GO): O-acyl-L-carnitine transmembrane transporter activity
Source: RefSeq, a predicted model, not a curated record
GGGGGGGGGAGAGAGAGAGAGACAGAGAGAGAGAGAGAGAGAGAGAGAGAGAGGACGGCGGCGGCUCAGCGGACUGUCUGGGCGGUGUGAGGUGGACCGUGGCCCGGCUGUGUGUUCUGGCCAUGCGGGGGAGAGGAUGGGGCAAGAGGCAAGAGUUUCUCCGCUCAAGAACUUCGUGGCUGGAGGGGUCGCCGGAGCCUGUCUGCUGCUGGCCGGACACCCGCUGGACACCAUCAAGGUGAGGCUACAGACGCAGCCUAAAGUCGCCCGCGCUCAGUAUGUGCUUUACACUGGAACGUAUGACUGCUUCCGCAAGACUGUUUCCAAAGAGGGCGUCCUCGGCCUCUAUAAAGGUAUGGGCGCUCCUCUGGCGGGCGUGGCUCCGAUGAUGGCCAUCAGCUUCUUUGGGUUCGGUCUGGGAAAACAGCUCCAGCAGACCGACCCUAACAAACCUCUAACGCACACUCAAAUAUUCCUAUCUGGCUGUCUGGCAGGGGUCUUCACUACUGUGAUUGUGGCUCCAGGAGAGAGAAUCAAAUGUUUACUGCAGGUGCAGGCCAGCGGUGGCAAGACGAAGUACUCAGGUCCACUGGACUGUGCAGUCCGACUGUAUAAGGAGCAGGGGAUCCGCAGCGUCUACAAAGGGACGGUGCUGACGCUCAUCAGAGAUGUGCCUUCUAACGGUCUGUACUUCCUCACAUACGAUUACCUCAAAAACAUCCUGACACCUGAGGGUCAAAGUGUUUCUCAGCUCAGCACUCCCAAAAUCCUCCUGGCUGGUGGCGUAGCAGGGAUUUUAAACUGGACGAUCGCUCUUCCUCCGGAUGUCCUCAAAUCCAACUUCCAGACAGCUGCAGAUGGGAAGUACAGAGGUCUGGUCGACGUCCUGAGGACGCUGCUCAGAGAAGAAGGACCUGCCGCCCUCUAUAAGGGAUUCAAUGCGGUCUUUCUGCGAGCCUUCCCUGCCAACGCGGCCUGUUUUUUGGGGUUUGAGGUGGCGUUAAAGGGACUGAACGCACUCGCACCCAGCUGGUGAAAUAAAUUGGUUCCUGAAGAGACAGCAGCCUCUCGUGGACGCUCGGUUCUGAGCGGCGUUAAGUGUUUUGUGUCUUUUGAGUCACAUGUCAGGAUGUUAAAAUGUGAUUUUUAUUUGUAUUCUUAAAUGUGAUCUUACAUUUAAUUUUACAAAUGACUUGUCAUCCUUUUUAAUCUUUUUUUUUUACACUCACUUUUUGUGAGUGGCAUGAACGCACACGUAUGAAUGUAUGAUUUUGAGAUAUAACUUAAAUGAGAAUGUGUAUUUCUGGGCAGGGGGGUCUGCGCCUUGAGUUUACAAACUGUUUGUGAUGUUUGUAAAGUGUCAGGUGAUACAUUUAGUACCAUUCGUUUAGAAUGGGAUCAAAUAUAUAUUUAAAAGUGCCAUUUGUAGGAAAAGUUUAUUGUUGAGUCUCAGUCCCGCCUCGUCAGAUUGGAAGAGCUUAGUCAGGAAACCAAGAGCGUCAUCACUUGAGUUGGGACCAAGACUCAAAAAUCAAGUUUUCUUACAAACAGCACCUUUAAUCUACGACCUCUGCCCAAAGUCAGUGUUAACUUAUGCAGGGCGAAGACGUUCGUUUGGCCUGUGUGCAGGCCCGGGGGAGUUUUGUAAGCUUUGUCAUUACAAUGUUUUCAAUAAAGUUUUUUGAAUUUGCCA